This is a messenger RNA of Aspergillus heteromorphus CBS 117.55, 564 nucleotides long. RefSeq lists its product as uncharacterized. The transcript has a single exon. NCBI's taxonomy places the organism in Eukaryota, Fungi, Ascomycota, Eurotiomycetes, Eurotiales, Aspergillaceae. Bases 1 to 564 code for a protein of 187 amino acids. The record is from RefSeq and is a predicted model, not a curated record.
AUGACCUUCCCCGCGCCACCCACCAAACCCCAACCCCCCCAGCGCAACAUCUUCAAACACUACACAGAACUCCUGCUCCACAGCAGCCAACUGAUCUUCGGACUGACCGUGCUGGGCCUAUACGGGAAAGACGUGCACCACGCACACCAGAGCAACGAGCACGCGGACGCGCGCUGGGUGUACGCGCUCAUAACGGGCAUGCUGGGCAGCGGGACCGCAUUGCUCUACCUGCUGCUGAUCGGGUGGAUGCUGAAGAGGCGGACGCCGCUGGCGGCGCGCACGCGCUGGAACCUGCCCCUGUUUGUGUGGGAGGGCGUGCUGUGCGUGUUUUGGCUGACCCUGUUCGGCAUCUUUGGGGAGAUGUAUAUUGGGGAUCAUGCGGGUGGGGGCAAGGUGGCCAGGAUGAGGCAUGCCGUGUGGGUGGAUUUGGUUAAUUUGGGGCUGUGGGUGGGAGGGGCGACGUGGAAGGGGGUCAGGUGGUGGAGGGGGGAGAGGGCGGAGAGGGACGUGCUGGGGGUGGAUGGGGUGGAGGGGUGGAGGGGGGAAGGAGGUGGAGGGGUUUGA